CUCCUGGUCCAACCCCCACCAUGGCUGACACCUGCUGUACAAGGACCUGUGUGAUUGCUGCGUCCACCACAUCUGUAUGCUCUAGUAAUCUGGGCUGCAGCAACCGGAUCUGCUCGCCCAGCACCUGCACCGGUGCCUCCUGGCAGGUGGACAAUUGCCAAGAGAGCUACUGUGAGCCCCCAUGCUGUGCCCCUAGCUGCUGCCAGCCCAGCUGCUGUGCCCCCAGCUGCUGUGCCCCCACCUGCUGCCAGCCUAGCUGCUGCCAAUCUAGCUGCUGCCAGCCCAGCUGCUGCCAGUCUAGCUGCUGUGCCCCAGCUCCCUGUCUAACCCUCAUCUGCAGCCCAGUGAGCUGUGUGUCCAGUUCCUGCUGCCAAUCUUCGUGCACACCCUCAUGCUACCAGCAGUCUAUCUGCCAGCCAGCAUGCUGCACCUGCUCCCCCUGCCAGCAGUCCUGUGGUGUGACUCUUUGCUGCAAGCCUGUCUGCUGCACACCUGUCUGCUGUGGAUCCUCCUCAUGCUGCCAGCAGUCUAGCUGCCAGUCCUCUUGCUGCCAGCCAUCCUGCUGUGUGCCUGUCUGCUGCAAGCCUGUCUGCUGCACACCUGUCUGCUGCACACCCAUCUGCUCUGGCUCUUCCUCAUGCUGCCAGCCACCCUGCUAUGCCCCUGUCUGCUGCAAGCCUGUCUGCUGCAAGCCCUGCUCCAGCAUGUCCCUGCUCUGCCGCCCUGUGUGCAGACCCGCCUGCUGUGUGCCCACCUCCUCCUGCUGUGCCUCUUCCUGCCAGCCCAGCUGCUGCCGCCCAGCCUCCUCCUGUGUGUCCCUGCUGUGCCGCCCUGCCUGCUCCCGCCAGGCCUGCUGUGGCCUCUCCUCAGGCCAGAAGUCCAGCUGCUAAGUGCCAGGACCCACUGGAGCAGCAGGGCACAGGACUACAUCCCCAUCAGCCUGUGAAGGCACAGCCCAGAAGAAAGAUUUAUACCACCUGAAGAGAAACCAGAGCAUAGCUCAACCAUUAGAAGGCCCAGCGUGUUCCUCCUCCACCAGGUCCCAGGGGUGCUGGCUAUUC
Acomys russatus (golden spiny mouse) is the source of this 1061-nucleotide messenger RNA. Its product is annotated as keratin-associated protein 10-3-like. Lineage: Eukaryota; Metazoa; Chordata; Mammalia; Rodentia; Muridae. The transcript has 3 exons. Gene Ontology annotation, cellular component: keratin filament. Bases 21 to 890 code for a protein of 289 amino acids. The record is from RefSeq and is a predicted model, not a curated record.